AUGAAUUCAAGAACGUAUUGUGUUAUUUUUUAUGGUAUAUCCUUGCUUGUAUAUGUUAUUAUCAUAUUUUUCUUAAAUAGAUUUGAAAAGCAAACAAUACCAUAUGAACGAAUUAAGGAUAUAAUAAAAAUCAUUAAACAUGCUAAUAAUAAUAUAGGUAUAAUAAGUAAUAAGAUUGAAGAUGGAAAUAUACAAAUAAAACAUCAGAACAAUUUUUUAAUAAAUUUAAAUAUUGUUUCGGGGUGUGCAAAUGAUAACAUUGAUAUGUUUGAGGAGAUGUUAAAAUCAUAUAUUGAAGAAAAAAUAAAAUUAGAAAAUGAUAAAAUUGUAUCCUCAUUUUUAUUAGAAGAAUUAAAUAACGUACAAGAUAUUUUUACAGUGACUAUAAAUGUAAUUAAUAAGGAUAUGAUUAAAAAAGAUACUAUAGGUGUAUAUUCAAAUAUAUGUAAUAAAUUAUUAAGCAAAAAUAUGAUGAAUGAUAAUAUUAAUAAUAAUUAUUAUUUAUAUAUUAUAGCAAAUGAAAAAAAGAAAAAAGAAAAAAAAGACAACCUAUCAUUCACACUAUCGACAACGAAUAUAUUAGAAUUGUAUUAUAAUAAAGUGGAGGAAAAUAGUAUAAAUGUUUAUCAACAAUAUAUUUAUAUAACAUGGGAUGUUUUAAAAAAUACAUUUUUAGAUAGGGGAUCAAAAACAAAAAAAAAAAAUUUUAUACCUUUUGUUCCUGAACUUGAUUUAAAUUUCUUUUUGGCUAGUUGUUUAUAUAAUAAAUUAAAUUACAAGAUAGGGAGAAAUACAACGGGGGGAGUUGAAAUGGGAGGGGUUGUGAAUGAUGUAGAUUCGUGUUACGAAAAGGAUUGUAAUAUUAAACAUACGGAUGAUAAUGAGGAUAUUAAUAAGGAUGAUAAUGAGGAUAUUAAUAAGGCUAAUAAUAAGGAUAUUAAUAAGGCUAAUAAUAAGGAUAUUAAUAAGGCUAAUAAUACAUAUAUUAAUAAGGCUAAUAAUAAGUAUAAUAUUCAUAAUAAUCGAGGGAAGACAUAUAACCCCCCUUUAAUUGCUGUAUGGGAUUUUUAUAAAGAUUUUUAUUACCCAUAUAUAAGACCAUUUAUUGAGCGUCUAUUAUAUAUUUAUCAAAUUAAUAUAUACCCCCAAAUUUUAAGUAACAUAAAUAUGUAUGAAAUAUCAGAUAAUAUAAAUUUAUAUAUAGAAGAAAAAGAAAAAGGAAAUGCUCGAUUAAUUAUUCUAGAUAAAAUCACCAAAUUCACAAAUAUUUUUGAUGAAAUCACAUUUGAUAAUGUUUUAUCAAAGCCUACAUAUGAAGUACCUAAAAAUAUAAAUUUUAUGGUUGUUUUUCCAAAUGGGGAUGAAAUAUAUUUUUAUAAUAAUCUGAGUAAAACAAAUAAAAUAGAAACAGCUGUUUCUAUUGCCGAAUGGGGUACAAUAUAUAUAAAUAAUGAAUUUACACAAUUAAAAGAUAGAAGUAAUUAUAAUAAUAAAAAUAAUUUAGUAAAUAUAUCUAACCAAGCACAUGUGAUCAGUGGAAUUUUUAUUUCUCAUUUCAGAUCUUUAUUAGGAUUAUGUUCAAUUUUUUCAGAUUGUAUAUAUAAUAUUUUUAAUAGUGAUACAUAUAAUAUAAAAUAUAUAGAAACAAUAUCUAGCGAAAUAGAUAGUUACAUAUCUUAUAUUAUAUCUGAGGAAAACAAUUUGUCCUUUUCUUUUUUUUAUCAUAUUCCUUUAAAGAAUAGUAUUUCUAAUUACGAAUUGUUGGCAUUAAUUAGACAAGCAUAUACAUAUCAUAUAAUGGAAACAAUUCAGAAUUUAUAUAAAUUUUUAUCUAUAUCAAAAAUAAGUAUAUAUAUGAAGGUUCCCUAUUACACCUUAACAAUAUUUAAUAAUAUAUUAAAUAAUAUAGAAUGUAGUUUAAUAUAUAUGCAAGGUAGAAUAUGCGGCAUAAACCAUAUUGAUAAAAUAGUUGAAGAAAAAUUUAAAAAAGAAAAUGAUGAUAAAGAAAAGGAUGGAGAGGAAUUAUUUUUUAAAGCAGCACUGAUGUUAGCUCAAUCUGCUUAUCAAGAUUCUCUGCAAUUAUUGGGUGAUGACAAAAUAUCCAUUUAUGACAUAUUGUCUAAAGAUUUUAUGUUGGCUUCUUUUCUUCCUGUCGUAAUCCCUUUUGGUUUGCCAAUAAUUUGUUCCGUAUUCCAGGAACUUAUCAAAUACUUAAAAAAAAGAAAGACCAAAAUCGACUAA
Molecule: messenger RNA, 2241 nt
Organism: Plasmodium falciparum 3D7
Lineage: Eukaryota; Apicomplexa; Aconoidasida; Haemosporida; Plasmodiidae
Biological process (GO): GPI anchor biosynthetic process
Source: RefSeq, a predicted model, not a curated record